This is a messenger RNA of Sphaeroforma arctica JP610, 288 nucleotides long. RefSeq lists its product as hypothetical. The transcript is spliced from 3 exons. The annotation marks the transcript as partial. The record is from RefSeq and is a predicted model, not a curated record. NCBI's taxonomy places the organism in Eukaryota, Ichthyosporea, Ichthyophonida.
AAGUAGGCACCUAUCAUAAUCACUUUGACGAUGCAAAUUGGAUGACCGACGAUGAGAGCGACGAAGCACAGCACGAUCAGGAACAGGAUGCUGAGUCUGACUUCUACGAUGCCAUGGAUCACGACCACGACGAUGACAGUGACGAUGGGGAGAGCGACGAUAACAGCGACACUGACCUAGACCAUCCCGGGUUUGUGCCUCCUGGAAUGCCACCUAUUUUUGGGCCUGAUGGGUGGACCGAUGGCGCGGUGCAGACGGGUCUACCACCGACAAUGCCUGGGGACGAUG